AUGACAACGAAAAACGGAACGAACGAUGUUAAGGUCGCCACACCGACAAAUGGCGUGCACGAUACUCAGUUCACAAAUGGAAUCCACGCUCCCAAGCUGCUUGAGGCCACCAUAGUCGACCAAUUCGAUGACUGGGUUUCUAAGAUCCCGAACUCAGUCGCCGUCGAGUGGCAGGGGCAGCGUCUCACAUAUGCGGAGUUGCAAACCUCCUCGUUGCGUGUUGCCCGCGCGCUGCUGGCUGCUGGGGUCAAGCCCUACGAUAAGGUCGCUGUUCUGACUGACAUGUCCCUUGAGAUGUUACCCUCUAUUCUCGGCACGCUGCGAACCGGCGCUGCCUAUGUACCCAUUGACGUCGCCGCCUGGAGCCGGUCUCGCAUUGAAGCGACGUUGUUCGAACUCUCAUCCCCCUUCGCCCUUGUUACAACGUCAGUGCCCGGGCUUGCGCUGCCCGAGUUCACCGUCCAUUUCCAGAAGCAGUGGCUACGAUCCCCGCUUGGCAAUGCAGCCGAGCUGACUGCUCAGCUGGCUGCACUCCGCCGAGACUUCAAAGACGACCUCUUGUCAUGGAUUAUCUUCACUUCGGGGACAACCGGCAAGCCAAAGGGAGUCAUGGUGUACCACAGAGCCAUCCACGCCCUCGCCAUUUCCUUUAACCACAGCGACUAUCUCGAGUCUGCACUUGACAAGGAUAUACGCGUCAUGUUGGCCUUUUCAAUCGCGUUCGACGCUUGUGCAGCUGUUGUCUGGAGCACGCUCACUAAGGGCCGUGCCAUCGUCAUGGCCUCAUCGUCGAGCUUUCCAGAAGUAGCCACCACGUGCGAAGUAUUGCACCUGACCCCGUCCAUGCUGGCUUCGCUAGCGCCGUCAAAGGCAUAUGACCCGGCCGUCUGUAUCUUCCUAGGUGCCGAAGCACCCAACAUUGAGGUGAUCCGCGAGUGGACGCAUCCAGAUCGAAAAAUCUUCAACACCUAUGGCCCGACAGAAACUACGUGCGUUAUCAGUUUGGGGGAGAUUGACCCCAACAAGGAACCGCCAUUUGGGGAGAUUGUUGCUGGUGCCAAGGUCGUCCUCGUGGACCAUAAUCUCGAAGAGUGCAACAAGGGUGAGGUCUUGAUUGGCGGCCCCAACCUAGCCGCUGGAUACUUCAACAACGCCGAGUUGACGGCGGCCAAAUUUAUCCAGUGGAAUGGCGAGCGGUGGUACAGAACUGGCGAUCUAGCUGAGAAGACCGAGGAUGGAGAUUUCGUGUGGGCUGGACGCACAGACUCGCUAGUUAAGAAUAGAGGCUUCUUGAUCAACAUUGAGACAGAGGUCGGGCCAGCGCUUCUAAGUUUCCCUAGCGUGCGCGUCGCUGUCGCUCUAAUGUGGCGAGAUAAGCUGGUUGGCUUUAUUCAGCCCUCUACUGUGGAUGUUGAUGAGCUGCGAGCGUUCCUGCGGGUGCGCUACGACCCGUUUAUCGUCCCCGACGAUAUUGUGGCCCUAGACAGCUUCCCUCUCACGGUGAAUAGUAAGAUUGACAAGCGCGCACUCUCUACGCAGCUAGAUGAGCGAUUCUUGCACGACGACGAAGGUUUAGAGCAGGAAGGUAAGGAGCUAUCUAGCUACGAUGCUCUACGCCUGGCCUUCUCUAAGAUGCUACAUGUCUCCACAAAAGAACUUAAUAGCAGCUCAUCCUUCACUCGGCUGGGCGGAAACUCUCUAACAUCUAUCCGGCUAGCUAACGGUCUUAAAAAGUACGGAUACUCGGUUAUUGCUAUCCAAGUCUUGCGACUAGACACGAUAGGAGAGCUGGAGAAGGUCGUUGUCGCCAUUCCUAAGGUAGAUGAGACCGAGGAAUAUACGACCGGCCCAGCAGUCGCCACAGACGUGCAAAAGGGAUUCCUCAAGAGGUCGCUCGACAACCCUGAUUACUGCGCCCUGAUCGGAACAGCCCGAUACAUCGGAGACCGUCUUGCCACCCCUACCGCUGAUGAGCUGCACAAGGCCUUCGUUGUGGCACUAUCAGCCCACAGCAUCUUCCAGACGCGUUUUGGCGCGGGCAAUUUCUCUUUGUCCGAUCUUGGUCACCUAAAUCUCAAUUGGAAUCAAGUUAGCGUGUCUCAGGAUGAGUUUGAGAGCGCCAUCCUAGUCGAAGAGGGCAAGGCUCUGCAGGCCAUUAAAGACGUCUCUCGCAUCGACAUCGAGGUUCCUUACUUCGACGUUACCGCAAUCACUGUUCCCGACCGCAAAGACGUUGCCUUCAUCACUCGCGCCCAUCAUAUCUUGGGCGACGUCUUCUCCACGGCCAUCCUCUUCCGCGACGUGGAAAGCGCGCUCAGGGGCGAAACAGUCGUUCAGGGCACUCGAUGGGCCGACUUUGCCCGUUUCAUGGAGAGCUACAGACUGCAAAAUCUGCCGAGGGCGAUUGCCACGUUCGAGAAGAUCCUCGGGCCGUUGCCUAACACAUCGAUUUUGCAGCUUCCGGCGCCCAAGACGCCUCCGCAUGUGGACCACUACGACCUGAAGAUUCUCAACUCGCCCUGCAAUUUCACCAAGUCAGCGCUCGACGCAGCCACGUCCUCACAGGGUAUAACUGCCACCACCAUGGUCUACGCGGCAUGGGCGCUGUUCCUGAGCAAGAUAAGCGGAUGGGACCGGGUCGGUUUCUCCAUCAGCCUGUCAGGACGUACGGUGCCCUGGCCGCCGGCCCAGGCCGUCGUCGGCCCCGUUGUGGGGAAAUCACCCUUCAGCACGGAGGUUCCCAUGGCCAAGCCAGUGCACGAGUGGCUGGCUGAGGUGCACAAGUUGACCCUCGAUAUUAUGGAGUUUGAUGGAGUGACGAGCUCCCUGCCUGAGUCUAUGCGCGCAAACCCGACGACAAACUCCACUAACGUCCUGUGCUUCCUCGACAUGCCCCGUACAUCGAAUAGCUGGACGUUCAAAGACAAACAGAAGCACAACUACUUGUUGGAUUGGUACCUCUUCCCCCACGGAGACGGUCUCAAGACUGAGUUUGAGUUCAACUUUGCGAAGAUUGACGAGGACUGGGCGAAAGAGGCAGCCAAGAUCCCUGGACAAAUGUUGGAAAGGUUGAUUAAUGCUGGACCGACCACUUUGGUGGGAGACGUUUUGGAAUCUAUACAGGGUAUUGUAGGUUUUUAG
This is a messenger RNA of Penicillium crustosum, 3141 nucleotides long. Its product is annotated as putative NRPS-like enzyme. Gene Ontology annotation, molecular function: phosphopantetheine binding; catalytic activity. Gene Ontology annotation, cellular component: cytoplasm. The record is from RefSeq and is a predicted model, not a curated record. The transcript has a single exon. Gene Ontology annotation, biological process: amino acid activation for nonribosomal peptide biosynthetic process; secondary metabolite biosynthetic process. The coding region runs from base 1 to 3141 and encodes 1046 amino acids. NCBI's taxonomy places the organism in Eukaryota, Fungi, Ascomycota, Eurotiomycetes, Eurotiales, Aspergillaceae.